UUGAAGGAUAGGAGGUUGUGAAGGCGAGUAUCAGUUUUAUGGACAGCACAUGAUUCUAGUGAGACAAUUCUUUGGCAGAGUGAAUUAAAAUGCUGUUCUUUAAAUAAAACAAGAGUGUCCAAAAAUAAUGAGCUCAUUUAUCCCAAGCCAUUAUUGAUUGUUCACGGUGCCUGGCACACCACAGCUACUUACAUGUUUGUUGGGAACGUCAAGGGAUGAAUGGCAUGCUCUGCCAAUCAUUGACAGUAUAUAAAGGUCCAAGGCUAGUAGCAGACACACAGUUCACCACAUCCUCUCGCAACCCACGUGAACUCUCUUCUCUUGACAACAACAUGUGUUGCAACUACGGCAGCUCCUGUGGCUAUGGCUGUGGAUAUGGCCCCUAUUAUGGCUGUGGUUAUGGAACAGGCUAUGGCUGUGGCUAUGGUAGGGGAUGUGGCUGUGGAUGUGGCUCCUGGUAUGGCUGUGGCUCUGGCUGUGGAUAUGGCUCAGGAUAUGGCUGUGGCUAUGGCCCCUGCUGUGACUAUGGCACCAGAUAUGGCUGUGGCUGUGGCUAUGGCUCUGGUUGCUGUGGCUACCGACCAUUUUGCUAUAGAAGAUGUUAUUCUUCUUGCUGCUAGAACAUCACUGUCCAAGCCACAUUUGCUUCUGAAAUGACACACCUUAAUAGAGGGCUGAGUCAAGGAUCCAUACCCCAAGAUUUCUAUAUCCAAGAAAUUGUAUGCUUCACAGAGGGUUUGACCACUGGUCAACUAUUGUAGGAUGGCAUCUUGCGGCUGUAUAGUAUCAUCUUACUUUUUUUCAUAUAUUGGUCUUUACUUCCUUAAUCUGGAUUCUGCAUUGUGACCGUGGCAACAA
Messenger RNA from Felis catus (domestic cat), 858 nucleotides. Its product is annotated as keratin-associated protein 21-1-like. The record is from RefSeq and is a predicted model, not a curated record. Lineage: Eukaryota; Metazoa; Chordata; Mammalia; Carnivora; Felidae. Bases 216 to 620 code for a protein of 134 amino acids. The transcript has a single exon.